AUGAAAGCCCCAUUCAAAGUUCCUCAGGGUCUUAGCUCAACAUUUUGGAAUAAAAUACAGCACCUGGAAAUAGAUACAAGAACAAAGGACCGUUUAAUCAAAGAUGCUGUUAAAAUAGGCACCAAAAACCCAGAAGAUGAAAAAUUACUGCAGCUGGAGACCAUGGUUGAUAAUGUGAAAAAUCACCAGAAAAAAUCAUUGCAUCCAAUCCUCGCCAGAUAUUAUCUAGAUAAAGGAUAUUCUGAAAAUAGACAUAUUAAUUAUUUCAUGAAGAAUCAUAUUGAUAGGUGGUUGUUGGAAAGUUUAGUGACAAGGUAUACAAAUGAGAAGGAUAGUCUUUAUGUGCAAGCAAAAUCUAACACUCGUCUUAAUUCAUUAAAGCUACCGAGGGAAGAACGUCAACUUCCUUCUGUCAUGGAACUGCUAACAGGAAAUUUACAAAAGAAUAAUGAAGAGAAAAAGUUUGCAAUAAAAAGUAGCGAACUAAAAACCAAGGGAGGAAUUGUUAUCAAUUCACGUCUUUCCAAAAACCCUAAAGUAGUGGGGAAAAGGACAACGAAUGAUGCUGUGGAAGAAGCAGAGGAAAAAGAAGAGAUACUUCCACUUGAAUUUGAACUUCCUGAUAAUGAACAAAAAUUAGAGCAAAUGGAUAUAAUGGUGCGCCAAGUCAUCAAACACAUGAAUUUUUUAUCCAGUCACAAAUACUUUCAUACAAGAAAAUUGGCAUCGCCUAUUGUACAAACACCAGCAACCCUUUUGGGUGAAGAUAUUCCAGAGUUCAGAAAGAAAAACUUGACUCAAAAAAAAUUGACAUAUAUAAGAGGUAUAUUUCAACUAUAUCCUCCAAUUCGGAUUGAUGAUUCAAAUUAUUUAACGUCAAUGGUCGAAGUACAAAAGGUUUGUUAA
Messenger RNA from Hansenula anomala, 906 nucleotides. RefSeq lists its product as uncharacterized. The transcript has 2 exons. NCBI's taxonomy places the organism in Eukaryota, Fungi, Ascomycota, Saccharomycetes, Phaffomycetales, Wickerhamomycetaceae. Bases 1 to 906 code for a protein of 301 amino acids. The record is from RefSeq and is a predicted model, not a curated record.